Messenger RNA from Pyricularia grisea, 3264 nucleotides. RefSeq lists its product as uncharacterized. Lineage: Eukaryota; Fungi; Ascomycota; Sordariomycetes; Magnaporthales; Pyriculariaceae. Gene Ontology annotation, molecular function: P-type sodium:potassium-exchanging transporter activity; ATP hydrolysis activity; ATP binding. The record is from RefSeq and is a predicted model, not a curated record. The coding region runs from base 1 to 3264 and encodes 1087 amino acids. Gene Ontology annotation, biological process: potassium ion import across plasma membrane; proton transmembrane transport; intracellular potassium ion homeostasis. The transcript has 3 exons. Gene Ontology annotation, cellular component: membrane.
AUGCCAGACGAGGAGAAAGCGGCCGACGAACUGUCAAAGCCAGGCGCCGACGCCGACUUGCACAUUACAUUCCAUGGGGUUGAUGUUGACGAUGAACGCCAGAGACGUGGGCCGGGAAUUGGGCGCUCAACGAGUCGCGCAUCAAGUCGCAGCUCGCGCCGUCGCUUGCCCCAGACUUCGCCGUAUGCUGGUAUUCCCAUCCAGUAUCGCACACUCUCCAUUCAUGAGUCCGAGUCACGUCGCGUCGAAACAGUAGCUGCAGAUGUUGGAGACAAAUCAGAAAAGGAAAUUAGCAAGCAGGACCAGGACUACUUUGCCGCCUUGAAUUAUCACCAACUCAGCACCGACAUCAUCUGCCAACAGCUCAAUGUUUCUCAAGAUGCUGGACUGUCGUCGACGGCGGCAAAGACGCGGAUUGAACGCGAUGGACCCAACGUCAUGCCGCACCCAAAAACAAACUACUUCAAAAAGAUCAUGUUGUAUCUUUUCGGCGGCUUCUGCUCCGUGCUAUGGGUUGGCGUCAUCGUGUUUUUCAUUUGCUGGCAGCCGCUCAGCGAUCCGCCCAGCCCCACGAACCUCGCUCUGGCAAUCCUGAUUCUCAUCGUCAUCUUCCUCCAGGCUGGCUUCUCUGCGUUUCAAGAUUGGUCCACCUCCAACACUAUGAAGAGCAUCCAGAACCUCCUUCCCUCGGAAACUUUAGUGAUCCGCGACGGACAGGAGAUGCGCUUGCCCGCAAGCGAGCUCGUGGCCGGUGACGUGGUCCGCAUCUCGAUGGGUAACAAGGUCCCCGCCGACAUGCGACUCGUCAGCACCUCGGGAGACAUCCGCUUCGAUCGGGCCAUGCUGACGGGUGAGUCGGACGAGGUGGAGGGCGCUGUGGACGCGACGGACGAGAACUUCCUCGAGACGCGCAACAUCGCGCUCAUGGGAACGCUGGUGGUCAACGGGAGCGGCACCGGUGUAGUUGUGCUGACCGGCACUCGAUCCGUUAUGGGUCGCAUCGCGCAGGCCAUAGAGAUUGUCCGGUUUGUCAAGAUCAUCGUCUGCUUCACUGUUGCGCUGGCUUCAAUAAUCGCCAUCGCUUGGGGCGCGUGGCUGCGCAAGGAUCAUCCGGGUUUCAUGUCUGUGGUUGCAAUGCUCAACAAUGUCAUGGGCUGCGUGGUUGCCUUCAUCCCUGAGGGAAUGCCCAUCGCCGUCAGUCUAACCCUUAUGAUCGUCGCCAGGAGGAUGAAGGCCAGCAACAUCCUACCCAAGGGGCUGUCUACGGUCGAGACCCUGGGAUGUGUGAAUGUCGUCUGCUCCGACAAGACAGGCACACUCACGCAAAACAAAAUGACUGUCUCAUCGGUUGCCUUUGUCGACAGUGAAUCUGAUCCAGACGAAAUCUUCGAAGCAAGUGAAGAGAGAAACCCAAUGGCCCACGCCCUCAAGCUUCACGAGGCGGCCGUACUCUGCAACGAUGCAACUUUCGAGCCCACCACUACUCACCUACCAAUUGACGAGCGCGCAGUCCGCGGCAACGCUACCGAUGCUGCUGUCCUGCGAUUCGCCGCCCAGGGCGAGCACACCAGCCAGGUGCGGCCAAGGAAACCCGACUUCAAGGUGCCGUUCAACUCAAAGAACAAGUGGAUGCUCACCAUGUUCGGCGACGGUAAAUCGACUCCAGGUCAACAAUAUCAAGUGUUCGUCAAGGGAGCACCCGAUGUCCUGCUCCCCCACUGCACAAACUACUGGUCAACCCAGGGCUGCGAGGUGCGUGCUCUAGACAUCGAAGCGCGCGCCGCGCUCAAAGGUUUCCAAGACAAGAUGUCGCGCCGAGCCGAGCGCGUCAUCCUCCUAUGUGAGACCACUUUUACCCCCAAGAACAUCCCCGGAACCAACGCCUUCAGCGACGAGGUGGCAUCAGAGGCCAUCAAGACAGGCCUCACCGUCAUCGCCUUGCUGGGAAUCAUCGACCCGCCGCGGCCCGAGACGGCACACACCAUCUCUGAAUGCCGCCGCGCCGGCAUCCGGUUCUUCAUGGUCACGGGAGACUAUGGGCUGACGGCCGCCGCCAUCGCGAGAAACAUUGGGAUCUUCCGAGGCAGCAGCGAGCCCGACACGGUCAGAGCGGUGCAAUCAGGGGCCACACCGACGGCGGAACAGAUGCGGCAGAUGCGAAAGCAGGACGAGGGCGGUAACGGCGAGGUCCGCAGCCUGCUGGUGGAGGGUCCCGAGAUCGCGACGCUGUCCACCAACGACUGGGACGUCGUAUGCGAGUACCAGGACGUCGUGUUUGCGCGAACCACGCCCGAGCAGAAGCUCCGCAUCGUCACCGAGCUGCAGGCCCGCCACAACGUCGUGGCUGUGACUGGUGACGGAGUCAACGACGCGCCGGCUAUGCGCAAGGCCGACGUCGGUGUCGCCGUUAUAUCGGGCAGCGACGUGGCCAUCGAGGCGGCUGAUUUGGUCCUCAUGGACAAGUUCGACUCCAUCAUCGAUGCCAUCCGACUGGGGCGACUGGUGUUCCAGAACCUCCAGAAGGUUAUUUCUUAUCUCCUCCCUGCCGGCUCAUAUUCCGAAAUUGCGCCCGUCAUCCUCAACGUCUUCUUUGGUACUCCGCUGCCGCUCUCCGCCUUUCUCAUGAUUAUAAUCUGCGUCUUUACAGACCUGUUCCUCUGCCUGUCCCUCAUCAUGGAAAAAGCAGAGUUCGAUCUGCUGGCCAUACCUCCGCGGGACCACCGUCGCGACCACCUCAUCAACGCUCGGAUCUACGGCCAGGCCUACCUCUUCACCGGAACCAUGGAGACUACCAUCGCGCACUCCAUGUUCUUCCUCUAUAUGUGGCGGUACGCCGGCAUGCCCGUGCACGAGCUCUUCUUCCUGUACGAAGGGUUCGGCGAUGGCUACAGGGGAUACACGCAGGACCAGCUAAACAGCUUCGUGGCGACGGGCCAGAGCGUCUACUUUGUCACGCUCGUCAUGCUGCAGUGGGGCAACAUCCUGGCCGUGCGCAACCGCCGCAUGUCCAUCGUCCAGGCGGACCCCUUCACCAGGGAGCGCAGGAACCCGUGGUUGCCGCUGAGCAUGGCGUUGAGCUUGGCCAUCGCCGUGUUUGUGACGCAGACGCCCGGCAUACAGAACCUGUUCCAGACGGCCACCGUGCCGAUCGAGUUUUGGUUCAUACCCAUCCCGUUGGCGCUGGCCAUCUUGCUGGCCGACGAGGGGAGGAAGCUGCUGGUGCGGUUGUUUCCCAAGGGGCCCAUCGCUCGCGUGGCUUGGUGA